Leguminivora glycinivorella is the source of this 3235-nucleotide messenger RNA. RefSeq names its product coiled-coil domain-containing protein 186 (gene Golgin104). Gene Ontology annotation, cellular component: trans-Golgi network. Gene Ontology annotation, biological process: vesicle cytoskeletal trafficking. The coding region runs from base 119 to 2995 and encodes 958 amino acids. The transcript is spliced from 17 exons. NCBI's taxonomy places the organism in Eukaryota, Metazoa, Arthropoda, Insecta, Lepidoptera, Tortricidae. The record is from RefSeq and is a predicted model, not a curated record. Gene Ontology annotation, molecular function: small GTPase binding.
GAUGUUUAUUUUCGUUCACAAAAAGUUUACCUAAAUCUUAGCUUAAAUGGCCUAUGCGCUUUAUCGUAUGCCUUUAAAAUUACUAGUUCGACGGUUCGAUUAAUUAAAUGCCGUAGCGAUGUCCUCCGGAGAAGCGGGGGUCCCACAGGACCCUGCCCAUAUUGCGGAUGUCGACGUCGACGAAUCCACUAAAGGAGAUGGAUUUGAACCCGAUUUGGUGACUGAUUCUGGACUGGAGAUAAACUCCUCAGGAUUGGCAGAGGAUGUGACUUUGUCUGAGUUAGUUAGUUCAGCUACGGAGCUAAACAAUGACGGUGAUGUGGGCGAGACAAAAGUGGCGGUCGAUGUCACUGACACUGGAGUUUCCUCUCCUAUUUCGUCCUCAGGUCCUAGUUCUCCUGGUGGCAACACGUCUGACAAUGUCUCCAACUUCGAAGAGCACACAGUCAGCCAGCAAGAUGACAAUUUAAAGUCUAAAGAGUGCACAUCUCACAAAUUAUCAGUAACGCAAAAUGAGGCUACUAUACAUACUCAAAUUACCAUGGAUAACACAAACAGUGCUUCUAAUGAUUCUUUAGACAGUCAAAGUCUUGACACCAAUAAGAACUUAGCCACAUCUACUGUAAGUUUAAAUGACACUAUAGAAUCCAAUGUCACAAUAAACAAGUCACCGUACAGUCGCAGCGCAGAAAACAUAUCCAUGGACAUCAAAAUGGACCAAAGUGUCGAUAAAGAUGCCGUAUUGUCCCAGUUUAAAAGUCAGAAGAAUAAAGUUAGUGCUACACAGGCUAUUCCAGACACAAACACUAAUACAAAUCUAGACGUACGAUACACACGAUUACCUAAAGAACUAUUAUCGCAAGACCUUGGAAGUAUUGUUAAAAAUGUCCAUGGUAUCUUCUCAUCUGUAAGCGGCAGUCUGAAGAACGCAUACACACAUAGAGCAGGACCAUAUAUGAAAACAGUGAAACCGAUGCCGAAUGGGAAAGUAAUGAAUGAUAUAUUUGAGGACGAACAACAUGAAGAGAAAAUUACGAAUGGGAUUGAGGCCAAAGAGAUUUCGAAUGAGACUGAGACGUUGAAUAUGAAUUUAGAGGAUGAUGUGAAGGGAGACGUGUUAAGGCUACAGCUGGAAUCUUUGGAGCGUGUAUUAGCGGAGUUAAGGAAGGAGAACACAGGGCUGCGGGAGACGGUGAAACAGCAGGCGGACAAGUUGAUGGAGAGAGACCAGACUUUUAGAGAGUUGGAGACUAAAAUGGAUUUGAUGUCAAAACGCGUAGAGCAAGCAGAACGCGAGAAGGACGCAGCGGUCAUGCGGUACGCGAGCGUCGAGAGAACCGCCAUCGAGGCCCGAAAGAUGGCGGAGCAGGGCGCGGUGAAGGAACGAGUGGCCACUGCGGAGGCUGAACUGGCUGCGGGGAAGUUGAGAGCUGCGAGGGAGGAUAAACUGCGAGUGUGCCAACUAUAUGAUGACAAGUGCCACGAGCUGGCGAACAGUGAACGCGAGCUGGCGAAGGUUCGAGAAGAGCUGAAGGAGCUGGAGGGGAGGCUCAAGUGGACGCAGAGCAAGCUGCGCAUGGAGAUGGACGCCUACAAGGACAGCGCAGAACGCGUGGAGAAGUUGACGGCGCAAGUGGCGGAGCUGGAGGCGGCCGCGGCCGGCGCCUGCGACUCGCACGCCGCCAAACAGAUGGAGACCGAGUUGAAAGAGAGCAUGGCUGCUCUGAUCCUGUGUCGCCACGAACGCGAGUCUUUAGAACGACGGCUCGCGCAGACCACUCAGCUACUUGAAACGACCACGAAGGAGCGAGACACGGCCGCGGCCAGUAACGCCAGUAACUUGGCUGAGAUCGAGCAACUAAAACUCCACAACGCGCGUCUAGAAGAGGAAGCCGCCGAGUUAGCCGCGCUGCGCGCGCAGGCGGCUCUUGCUGACACGCUCAGCGCACAACUACACAGGGAGUCGGAGCGCGCCUCGGCCGCGGAAGAAGCCCUGGAGCGCUCGCGCGCGCGCGCCGCCACCUGCGCGCGCCGCGAGGCCGCCGCGCUCGAGCACGCGGCGCGACUCACGGCGCAGCAAGUCGCCGUGCAGCAGCAACGCCAGCACACCGACGACCAGGCGGCAGCACUGAGUGCAGACAACUCAGCGCUUCGUGAAAGAAUCUCCGAGCUAGAAGCAGAGGUGGGGAACCUGCAGACCUCUCUCGCGGAAGAGGCCGAGAGGAGACACAAGGAGAGCAGAGUGCUCGCGAGGAAGGUGGCAGAGUUACAACAGGAAGCGGCGGAGGCGGCCAAACAGCUGGAGUGGGAGAAGGGGGAGAACGGCGUGCUCAAGAAGAAACACGCCAGCCAAGUCAAGGAGUUGAACCGCGAGCUGGCGCGCGCGUUGAAGCGCGUGGAAGCGCUCGAAGCCAAGCAGCCGCCGACGCAGCCCUCCACGCGAACCGGCUCGGUGACGUCGCUGAGCAGCGGCGAGAGCGCGGCGGCCGAGGAGCCGCGCCUCAACGGACACGACCUGCCCGACGUGCAGGAGUCUCCGCCGUACACGGUGCGAGAGCCUGACCGGCAAGCGUUGGUGGAGAGGAUCGUGUCCUUACAGCGAGCGGCGGCGAGGCGCGCGGAGCGUUGUGAGUUCCUUGAGGAACACGCGAGGCAACUCACGGACGAGCUGCGAGGCAAGUCCCGUCUGCUUCGGCACCUGCUGCCCAACCUGCCGGCGCAGGCGCUCGCCUCCACGGCCAGCGACUCCAACAAGCCGCCUCGGAGGUUAACCAAGAAAGAAAUAGCGAAAUUCGGCGGCGGCGCCAUGGCGGCGCUGUGGGGCGGAGACCCGGGCGGGCUGUCUCUAGAACUGUCUCUAGAGAUGAACAAGCGGUUACAGAGUGUUCUAGAAGAUACGCUGCUUAAAAACAUCACACUCAAGGAAAACAUGGACACUCUAGGGGAAGAGAUCGCACGGUUAAAAGCGCAGAAGAACGUUACUAACACGAAAUAACUGAAAUAAUCUCCUAACUUAUUUGAAAUUAUGUUAAAAGUUGCCUAAAGCGGGUGGUUGUAAAAUAAAAAUAUUAGAAACAUUGCGUGCGUUAUGCCUUAUCUAUGGAAACCAACCACAGAUAAAGCAUAAAAAUAGUACAUUACAUCAGAGGCCGGGAAAAUGAGGAUUUCCGGCCAAGUGGGUAUAUACGGUCGAGCGAGCGUGCGAGCGAGGCCGGAUAGGGAUACGCGGCCGGGA